Messenger RNA from Triticum aestivum (bread wheat), 2048 nucleotides. RefSeq names its product multicopper oxidase LPR1 homolog 1. Gene Ontology annotation, molecular function: oxidoreductase activity; copper ion binding. The record is from RefSeq and is a predicted model, not a curated record. The transcript is spliced from 3 exons. NCBI's taxonomy places the organism in Eukaryota, Viridiplantae, Streptophyta, Magnoliopsida, Poales, Poaceae. Gene Ontology annotation, biological process: cellular response to phosphate starvation. Bases 135 to 1880 code for a protein of 581 amino acids.
AUUUGUAUCUUGCAUUGCAUCUUGACAUGGACAGCACUUGGCAGUUCACAUACAUUGCACGCAUGCACUAGCGUUGUGAGUGUUUCUGCCUUGAGAAAAUUGGCUUGUUGCAGAGGAAGCUGCGUUCAGACGGAAUGCUCGGCAAGACGGCGCUUGCCGUGCUUCUCAUGCUCGCCGGCCUCGCGGCCGGGACCAGGCCGCCGCAGCCGCCGGUGUCGGAGGACACGCUGGAGGAGGUCGCCGGCUCGCUGGAAAUGUACGUCGACAGGCUCCCCCAGAUGCCCAAGAUCCACGGCUACUCCAUGGAACGCGGCCGCGCCACGCCGGUGCACCUCGCCGUCGGGAUGUACCGGAAGAAAUGGAAAUUCCACCGCGACCUGCCGGCGACCACCGUGUUCGUGUUCGGAGAGUCGGCCGAGAGCGCCACCUUCCCCGGGCCCACCAUCGAGGCCCUGCAAGGGGUCCCGCUGUCGGUGACGUGGGAGAACCACCUGCCGGAGCGCCACAUCCUCCCAUGGGACCCCACCGUGCCCGUCGCCAUCCCCAGGCACGGCGGCGUCCCGACCGUCGUCCACCUCCACGGCGGCGUCCACCCGCCGCAGUCCGACGGCAGCGCCUUCGCCUGGUUCACCGCUGGCUUCCGCGAGACCGGGGCCAAGUGGACGACGCCGACGUACGUGUACCCAAACGUGCAGUCCCCCGGCGUUCGCUGGUACCACGACCACGCUCUCGGCCUCACGCGCGCCAACCUCCUCGCCGGCCUCGUCGGCGCCUACGUCAUCCGCAAUCCGGCGGUCGAGUGGCCGCUCGGCCUUCCCUGCGGCGACAAGUUCGACCGCGUGCUCGUGCUUGCCGACCGCAGCUUCUACGCCGACGGCUCCCUUUACAUGAACUCCACCGGCGACAACCCGUGCGUCCACCCGCAGUGGCAGCCUGAGUACUUCGGCGACGCCAUCACCGUCAACGGCAAGGCGUGGCCGUUCCUACCCGUCGCCCGCCGUCGCUACCGCUUCCGCGUCAUCAACGCCAGCAACGCGCGCUACUUCAACCUCUCGCUGAGCAACGGCCUCCCCUUCCACGUCGUCGGCUCCGACACCAGCUACCUGCCCCGGCCGGUCACCGCCACCCACGUCCUCCUCGGCGUGUCCGAGUCGUUCGACGUCGUCAUCGACUUCUCCGACGACGAGUCCAACACGCCCGAGGUGGAGCUAGUGAACACGGCGCCGUACCCGUUCCCCGACGGCAACGCGCCGGGCCGCCUCUCCGGCAAGGUGAUGAAGUUCGUCGUCGAGCCAGCGAAGACAAGGGACCACUCCAGGGUGCCGGCGAGGCUGCUGGAGUACGUGAAGGUCGCUGAGGAGGAGGCAACAAGAAAGCGGUACAUCGUGAUGUACGAGUACGACGACGGCGCGACGGGCGGCCCGACGCACCUGUACAUCAACGGGAAGCGGCUGGAGGACCCGGCGACGGAGACGCCGCGCGUGGGGGCGACGGAGGUGUGGGAGGUGGUCAACCUCACGCCGGACGACCACCCGCUCCACCUCCACCUGGCCACGUUCCAGGCGGUGCGCGCCCGGGGGCUCGUCGGGCUGGACGAGCUCAGGCGCUGCAUGGCCAGGCUCAACGACGCGGGCAGGUGCAACGUUAGCGGGCACGCGGCCGGGGAUGCGGUGGGCGUGCCGGAGCACGAGAGGACGUGGAAGAACGUGGGGAAGAUGGCGCCGGGAUAUCUGACGACGGUGGUCGUCAAGUUCCUGAUGGUGGACACCGGCGAGGCCUACCCGUUCGACGCCACGGCGGAGCCCGGCUACGUCUAUCACUGCCACAUUUUGGAUCAUGAGGACAAUGCCAUGAUUCGCCCACUAAAGCUCAUCAGAUAAUUAUCGCCUCAGUUUUGCUAUUUUUCUAAGACAAAUGAGAAAUAGCUACUUCUGUCGCAAAAGCAUAGUACAAAUCUGAAUUUAAGACCCAUACAGUUGCAAAUAAUAAGAAAACAGCCGUCUUCAAGAGGGAGUUGUGUAUGAUAGAUGAGGUCAACUUUGCAAAAA